AUGAAAUAUGAAAUGAAGUCAUUGGAGAAAAAUGGAACCUGGGAUCUGGUACUCUUGCCUAAAGGUAGAAAGCUUGUGGGCUAUAAGUGGGUAUUUAAGAAGAAGUAUGGUCCAGAUGGAAGCACUGACAAGUACAAGGGAACGAAGUUGUCAAUUAAUGACAGUCCAAAGUCUCUAGAUGAGGUUGAAGACGUGAAGUGGGUACCUUAUGCGAGUGUUGUUGGCAGCCUCAUGUACUCAAUGGUCAGUACAAGACCAGACAUUGCCCAAGUAGUGGGAGUAUUGAGUCAGUUUAUGGCAAAUCCAGGCAAGCUGCAUUGGGAUGAUGUGAAAAGAGUGCUUAAAUAUUUUAAGGGCACGACACAAUAUGCUUUGUGCUAUCAAGGUAACUCAACUAGAUCAAGUAGAUCUAUUAGCAUUCGAGGUUAUGUAGACGCAGAUUGGGCAGGGGACAUUGACAGAAGAAGAUCCACUAGUGGAUAUGUGUUCACAGUGAAUGGUGGUGCCAUCAGUUGGAUAAGCAAACGGCAGAGCGUAACUGCAUUAUCUACAACUGAGGCAGAGUACAUGGCAUCUACUCAUGCGUGUCAAGAAGUUGUUUGGCUUAAGCGCUUGUGUUCUGAUGUUGGUUCUGAUGUAGGGAAAAUCACUAUCUUAUGUGAAAGCCAAAGUGCAAUUUGUUUGGCAAAGAAUCCUACUUACCAUGCCUGA
This is a messenger RNA of Cryptomeria japonica (Japanese cedar), 711 nucleotides long. RefSeq names its product secreted RxLR effector protein 161-like. The record is from RefSeq and is a predicted model, not a curated record. Lineage: Eukaryota; Viridiplantae; Streptophyta; Pinopsida; Cupressales; Cupressaceae. Bases 1 to 711 code for a protein of 236 amino acids. The transcript has 2 exons.